Cryptococcus wingfieldii CBS 7118 is the source of this 882-nucleotide messenger RNA. RefSeq lists its product as hypothetical. The record is from RefSeq and is a predicted model, not a curated record. The transcript is spliced from 4 exons. Bases 1 to 882 code for a protein of 293 amino acids. Lineage: Eukaryota; Fungi; Basidiomycota; Tremellomycetes; Tremellales; Cryptococcaceae. Gene Ontology annotation, molecular function: oxidoreductase activity.
AUGCCGGUAGCAACUGCUCCCCAGCUAUACGCCACACUAGGCUUCACUCUUCCGCCGGCUCGUAUGGACCACGACGAGUCUAUCUAUCUUACUUGGGAAGAGGGACGAACCAAGCCGCUCGAACGGUUGCGCAUCCCCGUCAGUAAUCUCCGAGGGGAGCUGGACAUGCCAGAACAGGAGAGAGUGGAUCCAAAGGAGCAGCUUGGAAAGAGAGGGUUUGCUGUCCUGAAACAUGAGAGUGCUAGCUUGGGAGGUCUCGGGACGGAGGAAGGGACUGCAAAGUAUCUUGACGAGACCGCCGACCUUCUCAAACGUAUCCUCGGCUGCGAUAAAGUCAUAGCAUGGAACAGCGUCGUCCGAAAGAACACCACCGACACCAAAGAGAAGAUCAUCAACAAACAGCAAGCGCCCGAGAAAGGCUUCGUCCCGACGUCGAGGGUACAGCCGACAGCUGGUGUGGCGCACGUUGACCAAAAUGCAGAGUGGGGUUUCGAAUUGUGCGGGAAAGCCAUCGGCAAACCUGCUGGUGAAUUCAAGCGCGUACAGAUCAUCAAUCUCUGGCGCCCCGUGACAAACGCCCCUCUUUUCAUGCUUGACCCCACCACCCUCUCCCCGCAAGAUCUUGGCACCCACGCCUCCCAAUUCGGCUCCGGCUACGACAUCCACCACUCUCCCUCCCAGCGCUGGGCCUACAUCCGACAUCAAAUGGCGGAUGAAGCGAUCUUGUUGAAGUGUUAUGAUACGGAUCAAGGGAAGGGCGGUGAGGUGCUUUGGUGUGCCCAUGGGGCGGGGACGGUUGAUGGGGAUGGUCUCGCUAAGGAAGGGGAAGAGGAGAGGCCAAGGGAGAGUGUUGAGGUUAGGCUGGUGGCUGUUUGGGAGUAA